AUGGACUUCAUUAUAAAAAUUGGAAUAGAUGGUCAUCAAUUCCUUUUAACACUUUAAGCAGAGAAUAAACGAUUACAAUAUCUGUAAGAAUAAAUUUAGAUUGAAACAAAAGUUGAAGUGAAGAAUUAAUUACUUUUAACAAAGAAAGGAGUCAAAUUGGAAGAUUUAAAUUAAUUUGAUGUUGAUCAAUAAUUGCAAUAAACAGUGUAAUAGUUUCCAGAUGAAAAAAAAUUUUAUACCAUAUAUUUAUUUGAUCUAAGCGAAAACCCUGAACAAGUUGUUUACCCAUUUCCAAAAUAUGAACCUAAAAUGGACCUUAAAUAGUUGUUACUUUCAGAACAAGCAAAAGAAACUCUUAUUAAUUUGAACUCGAACAUAAUUAAUCAUGAGAAAAUAUUCUUUUAGCAUUUACAAAAUUUGAAGAAUAAAUACAUACCUUAUUAGUAAAAGGUCAAACAAUUGGAAAAGAUUGGAUAAGAUUUGGAAAAUCAAAUUUAAUCCUUUGAUAUUGUAUUAAAAAUGAGUAGAACUACUUAUAAGAACACCAAAGCCAAGAAAGAGGAGUUGACAAAAAAAUAAAAAGAAUCUUUGGAAAGAAAUCUGUAAACGGUUAAGAAAUUUGACGACAGUUUAGAGUAACUAAAAAAAAUAGAAUUGCAUGCUGCAUUACAAACAAAUUCACAAAAAUAUUUAAGUGACAUUUAUUACAAACCAGAAUCAAUGCUUAAAUGGAAAAAUAGUUGUUUAAAUACUUAAUAAAAUUUAAAACAAAAAAUUGAUAAACUUAAUUAAGCAAUUUCCAAAUCAAAAUAAAAGAUAAAGAACGAAAAAACAGAAAACAUGACUCAAUGUUUAUCAAGCUACAAAGCAAAUUAACAAUAAUACUAAUAAUUCAUAUAAGAAAAUAAAUCAUUAUUGCAAUCUGUAGUCUAAUCCACUAUUGAUGAAUACAAUACUUUAAGACAAUAUAUGAUUGAUUUUUCAUAGGACAUUAACGAUGAACCAGCUAUGUAUUAUUUAUCUUAAUUUGAAUUAUCUUAAGAGCAAAUGAAAUAAUUUGAGGAUGCAGUUACUCAUAUCGGUGAUCAUUUAGAAAAAACUAAAUAAGUAUUUAUGUAAUUCACGUAAUUAAAAUAAUAGAAUAUGUCUAAGAUUUUGAAGGUAUUUUAAAACUUAAGAGCUCUUGACAAAGAAUUUGAAUAACAUAAUGAAAAAAUAAAAUAAUAUGAUGAGGAAGUGGAAAAAAUGGAGAAAGACUUUUCGUAUCUUUUGAAUCCUGUUUUAUUACCAUAAGCUUACUAAUAAGCUUUAAUAGAAACAAGCAGAAGGAAAGAAUUUAGAGAUAUUUUCGAUAAGAAAAUAAAAUCAUUAAUGUCAUUAAUAGAUCAAGAAAAGGACAAAAGGAAAAAAUUCUUAUAGUAGUAUGGUAGGAUAUUGCCAUAAGAUUUUAUUGGAUAACUAAAAAAUUUGACUCCAUCAAUCCAGAUUAUUAAUGCCUUUGCGGAUGCUGAAUUGCCAAACAUAACUGGUUUACACACUGACACAUUUAAGAAAAGAUAAGAUAAUGAUCUUGAUUAAUUAAAAUAAUAAAUAGAAGACUUGAAUUAGCAAUGCAAGCAAACUCAUCUUUUUUAUUAAGAGAAAACCACUAAGAAAUCUUCAACCUAUAUUGAUUUACUCUAAUUGACUGCCAAGAAUUCAAUGAAGAUGUUCAUUUAAAGGGCUGAAAAUAAACCAUUAUCAUCAAUUGAUAUCAAUACUGAUAAAUCCUAAAGAGAAAAUGAUUCAAAACUAAUAAACUUGAAGAAUGAAUUUAGUGAAUAAUUAAAUAAUCAGAAACAAGAAUAAGAAAAAUUGAAAAUAAAACUAUAGAAGUAAGAGUAAGAUUUUGAGUCCAAAUUAGUGGAAAUUGAUAAUAAAAAUAAUAUCAUUACAGAACUUUAGUAGAAAAUAGAAUCCCUCUAAAAUAACACUGUAAAAUUAAAGGACGAUUUAAAUAAAUAUGUAGGUAAAUGUGAGAAUUUAGAAAUUAAUUUAAUUUAAAAGAAUAGUGAAAUUUCUAAAUUACAAUAAUUGUAGAAAUAACUCAAUGAUCAAUUAACUUAAUCUAAACAAAUAUAAUAAGAUUUAAUUAAACACAAAUAGUCAAUCUAAUAAUAAUGCGAAACUCAAAAUGAUCAAAUUAAUGAAUUAGACUUGUUAAAUAAAUAAUAUUUACAGUAGGUGUAGGAUUAUUAUGAUUAAGUAGAAACUCUUUAAAACGAGAGUGAAAAGUUGAAAUCGAAACUUAAGAUGGUCGAAUUAGAAAGGGAUAAUAAAUAAAUUGAAUUGGAAAAACAAAUAUAAGUCUACAAUGAAUUAUUAGAAGAUUAUCUAGAAAAGAAUUCCUAAUUGGAUAAUUUGAAUUAAGACUAAAAUGAAUAGGUAUAAAAGGACUUGAAAUUAGAAGAAGAUCAAAAGGCUCUUUAAAACAAAAUAGACAAUUUGGAUUUAGCCUUACAACAGAAAAAUAAUGAUUUAAUUUUGAUGAAAAAUCACGAUUAAUUGCAAUUAUUGAAAGCACAAGAUGAUUUUAAAGAAAUACAACUAUAAUAUGAGGAUAAAAUUAAUUCUUUAACUUAAGAAAAUUUGGAUAUGACAAUUCAGAUUCAAUCCUUAAAAGGUUAGAUUGACUAUUUGAAUCAAAAACAGAAAUCGGAGAAUAUUAUUGAAGUACAAUAAAAACUCAAAUUAUCCGAUCCCUAAUUUUAAUUUGAUUUAUCUACAAUUCAAAUUGGCAAAUAGAGUAUUUUCAUUCCUGCUUAAAAUGAUGUUUAUGUUCCUUUAUUACUAAAAAAUAUCUAGGUUUCAAAUAUAUCUGAUGACUCCUUGUCAAACACUAGCAUAGAUUCAUCAAUAAAAUAAAAAUUAUAUAGAGUUUAAUUAACUUCAAUCCCAUAAACAUUAAGAGAAUUCAUUAUGGAUACUGGUUUAUUAUUCAUUUCAGAAGUUAGUAAUAUCACUGAAACAGAAGAGUACUUUUAGAUUAGUGUGAAAUAACCGAAUUAUAUAAUAGGAUUUGAAGGUUAGGAUAACUAGAUCAAAAGUUUUACUCUAUGA
Paramecium tetraurelia is the source of this 3099-nucleotide messenger RNA. RefSeq lists its product as uncharacterized. Gene Ontology annotation, molecular function: protein kinase binding; molecular adaptor activity. Lineage: Eukaryota; Ciliophora; Oligohymenophorea; Peniculida; Parameciidae. Gene Ontology annotation, biological process: positive regulation of protein phosphorylation; reticulophagy; autophagy of mitochondrion. The record is from RefSeq and is a predicted model, not a curated record. The transcript has 6 exons. Gene Ontology annotation, cellular component: phagophore assembly site membrane; Atg1/ULK1 kinase complex; extrinsic component of membrane.